AUGGAGGGUGAGCGCAAGGGCCAAGGCCAAUAUGCAAGGUCUGGUGACGCGCGGGAAAUGAUUGUGGUCAAUAAUAGUGAACUUGCACGUUCCGGGAACUGCGUCGCGCGAGCCACGCAACGCCACUUCCACCAGUGUCUCGGGAGAAGGGAACUCUUCUCCAAGCUGGCCGAUCCGCGUAAAAUAAGUCACAGAAGAACGAAGAUAUCGCCAGCAAACCAGGUCAAUGGGAAGGUCUUGGCGCCCCCCGGGACGGAGGAGUUCGACGGCCCGCUGGAAAACCGUUCCUGCCGAGAUGUGGUGUUCCUCAUUCUCUUCAUCGGUUGCGUCGUCGGCGCGAUUGCGUACUUGGUGUACGCCGGCACUAAGGGCGACCCAGCGCGCCUCAUCCAUGGCCAUGAUCAGUACGGCAAUGUCUGCGGACAGAAGAACCCAAAGUACUUCGGUCUGUCUCAGUCCGGCAAGGACUUCACAGGAAAGCCAUUCCUGAUGAUGGAUAUGACUCUAAAAAUGGAUCCUGUCGGCAUUGCUACCGGCAAUAAGGAUACCGGUAUAAGCAGCACCUCCACUUGCGUAGCCGAAUGUCCUAAGGAUAGAUCUACUGUCUUUGGAUUUUACUGCCUGCCACUGUCCCUUUCGGACGCUGGGAACAAAACUGACAAAGUGCUGACGGCGCUGACAGGCACGAGUGGCACCGACUUCUUCGAAAAUGUUGGCCGCGACCUAAGAUCGUCUUGGCGCGAAAUCAUCUACAUGUGCCUUGUUGCUCUCGGCCUUUCUAUCGUCGUGACGGCUAUGCUCAGGUUCCUGGCCCCUGUAAUUGUAUGGAUCACAGUGGUUUUGAUCAUUGUGGCAUCUGUGGCCGUCACCGUUUUCCUUUGGGUCUCAUGGCACUUGCGGAAGCAAGCAGUGCAACGGGCAGAGAACUCUUCGGGGAACAACAAUGACACCUUGUCAGGAUACGAGAAGGACGUCCUUAGGGGGUCUGUCAACAAUUUUCUAAUUAUGGCCAUCGUGUCUACAAUAUUCACGGUAUUGACCGUAGUGUUGUUAAUUGCCAUGAGAAACAGGAUCAAAUUGGUCAUUGUGCUCUUCAAAGAGGCAGGAAAAGCAAUUGCAGCAAUGCCCAUGAUCCUCAUGCAACCAAUGUGGACGUGCCUGUGGCUGGUGCUCGUGUGCCUCCUCGGUGUCAUCGGUGUACUGCUAAUCGAAUCUUCAGGCGACCCCAAGCUCUACCAAGGAACGGUCCUCUUUGUGAAGAGCAGUCUCAUGGCUUAUUUGCGAUGGUACCACCUGUUUGCCUUAUUAUGGAUCACACAGUUCCUUGUUGCCUGUCAGCAUGUUACAAUUGCUGGGUCAAUUUCCCAAUGGUACUUCACAAGGAACAAGAAUAAGCUUGGAUGGCCGAUUCUGACUUCCAUGAAAAGGAUGUACCGCUACCAUCUCGGCUCGAUCGCUCUCGGCUCUCUCAUCAUCGCGCUGGUUAAGUUGGUCAGGAUUGUCUUGAAGUACAUGGAGAAGCGCUUGGGUGGACAGAGCCAGGCUUGUUCUUGGGCACUCAAAUGCUGCCAGUGCUGUCUCUGGUGCUUCGAAAAAUUCCUUAAAUUCCUAAGCAAGAAUGCGUACAUCGAGAUAGCUAUCUACGGUUAUGGCUUCUGCAAAGCCGCACAGAAGGCCUUUUCGCUUCUUGUUAACAACGCGUUCAGGGUCGCUGCCAUCAACUACGUCGGCGCUUUUGUCCUGUUCCUUUCCAAAGCCACGGUCGUCAUUUCCUCUGUAUUUAUAGGCAUCGAAAUCAUGAAGACUAGAAAAGACGUGACCUACGCCUGGGUGCCCGUCCUGAUAGCUGCAGUCUUCUCGUACUUCAUUGCUCAUUGCUUCAUUUCCGUGUAUGAGAUGACCAUAGACACAUUGUUUUUGUGUUUCUGCGAGGACUGCGAACGCAACGACGGAAUUGAGAAACCGUACUAUAUGAGCAAGGGACUAAUGCAAUUCGUGGAGAACAGCAAGAAAGCCCUUGCAGCACUGGAAGCGAAUCAGCCACAAGGAAAGGCUUGGACCACGAAUGUACAACCGCAAAAUGGAAUCACUUCGACGCACUAUCCUGUCGCAGCACCUCUGCCCGAGCACGCCCAAGGAGGAAUGGCCCCCCUCCCUCCCUCUUAUCCCCCGAACUCCAUGCCCCCCACCCCCAGUCGCUUUAUGACCCCGGCUGGAUAACUGAAAUCAUCAUCACGCACGCUAAAGUAUUGGAAAUAACACACUGCAUGAUAUCCAUCCUGAAGGAUUCAGUAUUGCCUAUAUCCCCUCGUGAUGUUAGUGUUGAUACAGCACGAGAAUCUCUACACUUCAGAAUGCAUAUAUUUGGCAUUGGAAAAUUGCUUAAAAUCUAAAUAUUCGAAAUGUGUCUGUUUCAUGAUCUUGGUUUUUGUAUCAAAGUAUUCCAUUUACUCAGGAAGAAGAAAAAUAAUUAUAAGGCCUUUUUUUUGUAACAUCCCGAAAUUACUAACACUUUGAUUCAUUAUUUGAUGUUGGUUCGCGGUCGUUACAAAACUUCAUUUUAUAAAAAGUCAUUAGAAGACCAUUAAACUACUUACUGUGCUGGUAUGGUUUAAUUAAAUAGUAAAACAGUAUGGGAGCUUCAAAUUAAAUGGAAAAAGUACAUGACUAUUAUGUGAUUUACAAAUUUACGCACCACUCUUCGCCUCCCAAAGCCCUGGAAACUUGUAAAUGUAUUUCUCAGAAUCAGAUUUAAAAAAAUGGAAAGUGGAAGUAGUUUGAUUAACGUAUUGCAUCUAUCCACAAUGUCCGAACCUCGCACAACUAGAAAAUGCCUAUGAUCACAGUUAUUUACUUGUCUUAGUGCCUGCAAUAUAUCAUUUAAUUCGUUCUCUUAUAUGUCUUUUAUAUCAAGUAAAUUAUAUGAUUCGUAAUUAAUGAAAAUAUAUAUCCCCGACUGAUACGCAAGUGAAAUAUAUUUGAAAGUAUCGCGUUCUUUUUGGCUUUGUCAAGGUAGAGGGGUUUCAACAGGUUCCAAUUAUAUACGCCUAAAGGGCAAACACGUUUGAAGUUGUAUCAAAGUGUAUCAUAGUGAUAGGGGUUUUGGAGAUUCUAGAAAAAAAGGUCUUUAAGCUCACACACUCUGUGCAAGUACAAUGCGUUUUCACUCACGAUAUAAUAUGGCAUAUUAGUUGCUGAGGUAACUCCUGAUCUCGGUUCUCAUACACUCUUUGGAUUUUUCUCUUUUACGUAUAUUAACCCUCACGUUUAUUGAUUUUAUAAGUGAAACUGCCUCCAUGAAACAUGCUCAGAACGAUUUUAUUUUGCCACUGUGCCUUUGAAUUUGCUUAAGCUUAAUCUGUGAACAACUAGAGAGAAAAAAGGUUGUUUACAGUACACUUAGCCUAUACUUGUUAAGUGCAGGAGGGCACACGCACACACACACGCACACACACUCACACGCACACACACACACACGCACACACACGCACAAACACACGCGCACACACACACACAAACACACACA
Messenger RNA from Penaeus chinensis, 3526 nucleotides. RefSeq names its product choline transporter-like protein 1. The record is from RefSeq and is a predicted model, not a curated record. Gene Ontology annotation, biological process: transmembrane transport. Bases 1 to 2220 code for a protein of 739 amino acids. NCBI's taxonomy places the organism in Eukaryota, Metazoa, Arthropoda, Malacostraca, Decapoda, Penaeidae. Gene Ontology annotation, molecular function: transmembrane transporter activity. The transcript has 18 exons. Gene Ontology annotation, cellular component: membrane.